UUUAGAAGGGGUGGGGAUAUAUAGGCUCUUCCGCCGCUUGGAUUUAUCGACAUUGUUGUUAAAAGUAGAUUUCCAGGCUGCAGCGCUGAUUCAUUAACUGGGAUUCUUCAGUGAAUAUCGGGCGAUGCUCCUCCAUGAAGAAAGAAAGCCCUUCCCAAGGUUAAUGAUAUCGUACAUUGCAGCUUUACUGAACUGCUUUUCCAGCUGAAUAUUAGUCAUGCCGGUGGAAUGGAGAAAUUGAGUAAUCAAGAGCUUGAGAAUUUAGCUUCUUCAACCCAUGAUCAGGACAAAGGCAGUGUGAAACAGGGCAGUCACAGCAUUAACAUGUUUCCUUUGUGCAGAAAUCAUGGAGGGAGUAAACGAAAUCCAGGCUACUACAGUACACAAGAACAGUCUGGGAACAGUCCUAGCAACAUGAGCAAUAGUCCACAACUCCAAGCCCCAGAGAAAGUCACUCUUAUUGUAGAUGGAGCAAGAUUUGUUGUAAACCCACAAAUUUUCAUAGCCCAUCCUGAUACCAUGUUGGGAAGAAUGUUUGGACCAGGACGAGAAUAUAACUUUACGCGUCCAAAUGAAAAGGGCGAAUAUGAAAUUGCAGAAGGCAUCAGUUCUGCUGUUUUUCGAAUUGUUCUGGAUUAUUACAAAACUGGAAUCAUUCACUGUCCUGAUGGAAUUUCUAUUCCUGAUCUCAGAGACACUUGUGACUAUCUUUGCAUCAAUUUUGAUUUCAACACAAUCAAGUGUCAAGAUUUAAGUGCAUUAUUGCAUGAACUGUCCAAUGAUGGGGCUCAUAAGCAGUUUGAUGGCUAUUUGGAAGAGUUAAUCCUACCAAUAAUGGUUAGUAGUGCUAAAAAAGGAGAGCGUGAAUGUCAUAUUGUCGUAUUAACGGAUGAAGACAUAGUGGACUGGGAUGAAGACUAUCCACCUCCAAUGGGGGAAGAAUAUUCACAAAUUCUGUAUAGUUCUAAACUCUACAGAUUCUUCAAGUACAUUGAGAAUCGGGAUGUUGCAAAAACUGUUUUGAAAGAACGUGGCCUCAAAAACAUAAGAAUUGGCAUUGAAGGUUAUCCCACUUGUAAGGAGAAAGUGAAAAAGAGGCCUGGAGGGCGCUCUGAAGUUAUCUACAACUAUGUUCAACGUCCAUUCAUCCAGAUGUCUUGGGAAAAGGAAGAAGGAAAAAGUCGGCAUGUUGAUUUCCAGUGUGUUAGAAGCAAAUCUCUAACAAACCUUGUAAUGGCAGGUGAAGACAUAGCAGAAGACCAAGAGGUUAUGAUGCAUCACCCUCCCCAGGUAGACGAGCUUGAUCGAUUAAAUGCACCACACUCUCAAAUGGAUGCUAAUGAAGUGGCAGAUUAAUUAAGCAGCACAAAUGGCUCUCAAAUGGACUUCACUGAGCUUUUGGGUGGGGACUUAAUGCCCAACUCAGAGCUGAAUUUUCUUGUCAUGGUUGCUAUGGUUUCCAAAUAUAGUCUCUUCAAGCCCAGAGGACUUUUUUUAAAAACAAAUUUGCUUCUUGUGGGUCCCAAGCAUUCUCUUAGGAGGAUUGGAAACCUGAGGAUUGAGCUAACAUUUAUCCCUGUAGCUAAAUAAAUGCAUUGGAACUAAAAGAAUGGGAACCUAUUUUCAACUCACUUGAAUUGAAAGGAUUGAUUAUGUGUCAUCAAGUCAUUUUCUAUUCCUACCACUUAGAUUUUCUCCAUGAUGAUCUGUCCCAAAUUUCUUUGUUCAACUCUCCCAACAGUGCACUCCCAAUGCCCCUGCAACUGCCCAUCCAUCUUGCUACUGGUUGCCCUCCUCUUCUCUUUUCCUUCCUGCUUUCCCAGCAUUAGAGCUUUUUCUUGAAAGACUUUGUGUGAAAUAUUAGAAGUGGCAUAGUUUGACUCUGGUCAUUUGUGCCUCAAGUGAUAAAGUCUACAUUGAGCUGUUUGAUAUUCCAUUGAAUUGGAAGGAAUGCAACAUAAAAAAUGUCUUAAAGUCUUCAUUAACAUUAAUCUACACAGACUCAGUUUUAAAAGGUACCAUAUCAUAAAGGAUUCCAUUGUGGUAUUACAGUCAUUAUCAGUAUCAUAGCAAUGAGUUUGGUAACCCUUCAUCCUCCAUUAUCUGGCUGAAGUAGAUAUUUAUAGACAAAACAUCACACCUACGAUGCAUGCACUUUUGUCGCUUUCUGUUCAGUUUCCUAAUAUUGACAUAACAGCUCAGAAAGGAAGAUCAGACGCACUUACCAAGGUAAGCACCAACAGGGAGAAAUUGGAAUCUGUGGGUGCCCAGUGAACCACUCAAAUUAUUUACAAGGAAAGAACCAGCCCUACUUUACAUAUAUGCCUGAGUUGUGCUUACUUACUGGAAAUAAGCUACUGGGAUACAAAAGAAAGUACCACUUGCAGAAAACAAUGCAUAAUCUUGGGCUCAAACAUUCAAGCAGUAACACUGGAGGAACGAAGAUGGCUGAACAUUCCCUCCCCUCAAAGCAAAGGCUGCAAAGCAACAUUUCUUGAAUGGAAAAAACUUCCUUGUGGAAGUAUUCCACAGCAUUUUUAAGGAAGUGACUCUUGCAGGAAAACCUGCGCUACAGCAGCUAUCAUUUGAGUCUUGAGUCUGGAAAAUGCUUUGUGGUUGUUCCAUAUAAUCCGUCCUCUUGGCUAAAGAUAUUGAUCUUUGAUACUAGCAAGGAUGUCAGCUUUGUCAUCACUUCUCAGCAUUUUGGCUAAUAUCAAUUGCAGGAGUAAGUUUCCUAUCCUGUUUUCCCGAAAAUAAGACCUCCCUGGAUAAUAAGCCCAGUCAGGCUUUUGAGUGCAUGCGCUAAAAUAAGC
Molecule: messenger RNA, 2813 nt
Organism: Thamnophis sirtalis
Lineage: Eukaryota; Metazoa; Chordata; Lepidosauria; Squamata; Natricidae
Gene: KCTD20
Product: potassium channel tetramerization domain containing 20
Biological process (GO): positive regulation of phosphorylation
Cellular component (GO): cytoplasm
Molecular function (GO): protein binding
Source: RefSeq, a predicted model, not a curated record